GACCAUUACUGAUACACAAAGCAAUUUUCAUCAUCCAGGAUUCAGACGCAUUUAUUUCUGGUUUAUUUACUUUUCUUAAAUACAAUGUCCAACGUUCAGCUUUCUACCAGUGCCUUGGAAAGGCUAGUCGCGAGGAGAACCUUCCCUCUCCAUGCACGCACCAGCGUUUGUAGAAAUCUCUUUGGACCGGUUGAUCACGACGAGUUGAAUCGAGAAAUAAAAUCAAAGCUCCGCGAAAUAUCUGAAAGGGACCAGCAGAAAUGGAACUUUAACUUCGAGACAGGCACACCACUGUCUGGAGACUACGAGUGGGAGGAAACCCAAGGAAAAUCUCCAGCCUUUUACCAGGAAUCUGUUCAGAUCGGGAGAACUAGGGUUGUUUUACCUGUAAAACCAUGUGUAGACGUAACUCAAAUGGAUAGUUCUGUGAAGAAUGCACGUGUACAUUGCGAGGACCGUCUCUCAACUUCCCAGAGUAACCUAGACUUAAAUCAAGAGAACUGCGCAGUCAAACAUAACUCAGGGAAACUGACAGGAAAAAUCCAACCUUUCACACGACGAAAAAGAACCACGGAAUUUACCACAACAUAUAUUACAGACUUCUACACAAAGCGGAGGAGAACGCCAGGCGUAAAGCAGGGUGAAAGUUGUCUACAUCCUUCAACCCCUAUUCCAGUUGAACAAACUCCGCGAAAGCGAAUGCGUUGAAGGUUUUUGCACUGUUUGGUGAGGAUCACCUCUUGCUGUCCGUGUCUGGUGAAGUCGCCGACAGGGAGUGAAGGCGGACAAAGAUCCAUCGUCUCUCGUAAGACGAUGCAAAUCGAGGCUGAGAUGCGAUGCGAACCGAACCCUGAGACGGUCAGGACUAACGGUUGAGAGAACGUCUUGAAGGACAAAUUCUGAUAAAUGUAGCAUAAAUGGUUGCUUUCCGUACAGCCACUUGACAGUGUUAAAGUUAUUAACAACUGUGCAAUUCUAAAUUACUUUAAAUUGUCUACACUGGCUAAAAGUGUACAGCUUUAAAAAGACAUCAUUAACGUUUAUUACAGUAAAGUUUAUCUGGGAUUUGUAAAUACAUAGGCUAUUAUAUUUUAACUUAUAAUUUAUUUAUGUUUCUACAUCUGCAAAUGCUUGGUUGUUCUAGCCAAAUCACAGGCUUAUUAUUUUUGUUCUUAAAUGUUUAAAACUUUUUUUUUAUUGUGUUU
Messenger RNA from Chanos chanos (milkfish), 1205 nucleotides. RefSeq names its product cyclin dependent kinase inhibitor 1Cb (gene cdkn1cb). The record is from RefSeq and is a predicted model, not a curated record. The coding region runs from base 85 to 708 and encodes 207 amino acids. NCBI's taxonomy places the organism in Eukaryota, Metazoa, Chordata, Actinopteri, Gonorynchiformes, Chanidae. The transcript has 3 exons. Gene Ontology annotation, biological process: negative regulation of mitotic cell cycle; negative regulation of cyclin-dependent protein serine/threonine kinase activity. Gene Ontology annotation, molecular function: cyclin-dependent protein serine/threonine kinase inhibitor activity. Gene Ontology annotation, cellular component: nucleus.